CAGCGGCUGAAUGGAAUACCGUCGCGCAUGCGCAUUGGCCAAAACAACUCAGCGUUCGCAGAGCUGAAUGGACGCACCGGCUAUGAUGCUACGUUUAAAGACUUGAUUGACAGCACGUUAUCCUCCGGAAUCCAAGCUCGCAAUGGGAAAAGGCUGUAAAGUUGUGGUGUGUGGCCAAGCAGCAGUUGGGAAAACUGCCAUUCUGGAACAUUUGCUGUACGGAAAUCACUCUGUGGGUUCCGAAUCCAGCGAGACCCAGGAGGACGUGUACGUGGCCUCGGUGGAGACGGACCGCGGCGUGAAGGAGCAGCUGAGGCUUUAUGACACCAAAGGCCUCCACGAUGGGCAAGACCUCCCCAAACACUACUACUCGGUGGCAGACGGCUUCGUGCUCGUCUACAGCGUCGACAGCUCCGAGUCCUUCAGGAAGGUCGACACGCUCAAGAAGGAAAUCGACAAGUCCAGAGAUAAAAAAGAGGUGACGGUCAUCGUGCUGGGGAACAAGACGGACCUGCGGGAGCGGCGUCAGGUGGAGCAGGAGGCGGCGCAGCAGUGGGCGCGCGGCGAGAAGGUGAAGCUGUGGGAGGUGAGCGUCACCGAGCGCAACUCCCUCAUCGAGCCCUUCACCCAGCUGACCAGCCGCCUCACGCAGCCCCAGAGCAAGUCGGCCUUCCCUCUGCCCGGACGCAAGAGCAAAGGCGCGUCCAACGACAUCUGAACCUCGGGCCUCCUCCAAGCCUGGUAGCAUCUCGCGAUUUGCGUCCUCGUCCGGUCCGUCUCGUGUCCCCCGUGCGGCCCGGCAGCAAUAAUGUUCACGGUGCUGCCUCUGCUUGUGGUAAUGCGCGUCCAGCCUGUGUGAUCUGAUAGAGAUGCUACUUAGAGCUGUAGAAGCAUCUCGUCGAGAGGAUAUUUAUUUACUAAUUUAUUUUUGUCACUUUAAUGAGCCGCAUUCCUUGACUUCUGAAAAUGUAACGGAUGUCCCGCAAUGUUUUGUGUCCUUAAUGUCCCAAAGUAAUAACACUUAAUGUGCUGCUAGUGAACAGAGUUAGAGGGACUGUAAUCCUAAAGUUUUCUCUGCUCUGUAACCGUCCUAAGAUUCACUGAAUAAAAUCGUAGCCUCUUCA
Molecule: messenger RNA, 1124 nt
Organism: Gasterosteus aculeatus aculeatus (three-spined stickleback)
Lineage: Eukaryota; Metazoa; Chordata; Actinopteri; Perciformes; Gasterosteidae
Gene: nkiras1
Product: NFKB inhibitor interacting Ras-like 1
Biological process (GO): Ral protein signal transduction; negative regulation of canonical NF-kappaB signal transduction
Molecular function (GO): GTPase activating protein binding; GTPase activity; GTP binding
Source: RefSeq, a predicted model, not a curated record